Eruca vesicaria subsp. sativa (arugula) is the source of this 1391-nucleotide messenger RNA. Lineage: Eukaryota; Viridiplantae; Streptophyta; Magnoliopsida; Brassicales; Brassicaceae. The record is from the annotation of a GenBank genome assembly.
AUGGAGAUGGAGAAAGUGAAGAUAGAAGAAAUCCAGUCCACCACUAUGAAACAGAGGAUCGCUACUCAUACUCAUAUCAAAGGCCUUGGCCUCGAGCCAACGGGAAUACCUAUACCAGUAGCGGCUGGAUUCGUGGGUCAGCUUGAGGCUAGAGAGGCAGCUGGUCUUGUUGUCGACAUGGUCAAGCAGAAGAAAAUGGCUGGCAAGGCUCUUUUGUUUGCUGGACCUCCCGGAACUGGUAAAACUGCUUUGGCUCUUGGAAUAGCUCAAGAGCUGGGAAGUAAGGUUCCCUUCCGUCCAAUGGUUGGAUCUGAGGUUUACUCAUCAGAGGUUAAGAAAACUGAGAUUCUCAUGGAGAAUUUUAGACGUGCCAUUGGCCUACGUAUCAAGGAAAUCAAAGAGGUCUUCGAAGGAGAGGUCACGGAGCUGUCCCCAGAAGAAAGUGUUAAGGAAGGUCGUGGUAAAUUCAGCCAUGUUAUCAUUGGGCUCAAGACAGUCAAAGGAACUAAACGACUUACGUUGGAUCCCACUAUCUACAUCGCUUUGACUCAGGAGAAGGUAGCUGUUGGAGAUGUUAUAUACAUUGAAGCAAACAGUGGAGCUGUCAAGCGGGUUGGUAGAAGUGAUGCUUUUGCUACUGAAUUCGAUCUGGAAGCCGAAGAAUAUGUUCCACUUCCGAAAGGAGAGGUUAAGAAAAAGAAAGAGAUUGUGCAGGAUAUCACGCUUCAAGAUCUGGAUGCAGCAAAUGCUCAACCUCAAGGUGGCAAGGACAUACUUUCUUUGAUGGGUCCAAUGAUGAAACCCCGGAAGACUGAGAUCACUGAUAAGCUGCGGCAAGAAAUUAACGAGGUCGUGAACCGUUAUAUAGAUGAAGGUGUUGCAGAGCUUGUUCCAGGAGUUCUAUUUAUCGACGAGAUUAUAGCCGUUCGUGCACAAGUGGAAGAGCUAACAAUGGAUGAAGAAUGCUUGGUCCUGCUCGAGGACAUUGCGCAAAGAACAUCCUUAAGGCAUGCGGUUCAGCUUCUGUCUCCUGCCAGCAUCGUGGCGAAAAUGAAUGGGCGUGACAGUAUCUGCAAGGAUGAUAUAGAGGAAGUAACAUCACUCUACAUGGAUGCCAAUUCUUCAGCAAAGCUUUUGCACGAGCAACAAGAAAAAUACAUCUCAUGAGAAACAUUUUAUUCAGUACAGCCAAGAAGAAAAGACAAACACUAAUCAAAUGUUUUAUCAAAAGAUUUCAUAUUCCGGUUACUGCGUCUCUUAACUAUUUUGUAAUCCCUAAGACAUGAAUGAAUCUUAAUCUUAAUGGGAUAGAAUUGGUUUGGACCAAGCAGUGUUUCGAGUGUUAUCUUUGGUUGUUUGUGCAAAUAUUCUGUUAGUUUAACCGAUACUCG